AAGAUUUUGAAGAUUGGAGGAGAUAAAUUUUUUAAGAGUUGAACUUGAAGAUUGGAGGAGAUUAGAAGAUUGAGUAUGGAAUAUUAUCUGUACUAUCGUAGUUGGAUGUACGAUAGAUUGGAACCAGGAAGACGUGCACUUAAACCAAAUUUCGUAGAAGGAGUUGAUGGGUUUAUCAAGUGGGCAUUUGUUCAGGAAUGUUGUCGAAGUGAAGGGGGAGUUAGGUGUCCUUGUCUUAAAUGUGAAUGUAGGCGUAUAAUUAGUGAUCCAGAGGAAGUAACACGUCAUUUGCAUAGAAGGGGUUUUAUUAAAGAUUAUUGGGUGUGGACGUCGAACGGUGAAAAUUUGCCGAUGAACGUGCCAGAGACUAGUAAUACUCAUGCUUCAAGCAGUAGACCGACUAUGGAAUAUGAGGAAAACUUUAAUAUGAUCGGUGAGAUGGUUGAGGAUGCUUUUGGCGUGAACGUGGCCUAUGAUCAACCUGAAGAUUUUGAUGGAGAAGAGUUGCCAAAUGAGGAAGCGCAAAGAUUUUAUCAGUUGUUGAAUGAGAUGAAUAUACCGUUGUUUGAGGGGUCGUCAGAUUCAAAAUUAUCGAUGUGUCGAGGGUUGUGUGUUGUUAUAAAAACAAAACCUAUAGGCCAUAUUGAAACUGACGACAUAGUGGAAGAUCUUGCUUACCAAGUUGAUGAAGUUGGACCAAUUAAUGAUGUCAUUGCAGUUGGGCAAAUUACCAAUUUGUCUAAUAUAACAAAUGAGGGGUAUGAAGUUGAUGCUUCUGUAUUGUUGGUUGAAGAUAAUGUGAAUGAAGAGCACGAAGGCGUUGGGUCUGAGGAUAGUAUCACAUCAAAUGAUGAUAAUGAUAUGUAUGGAGAGCCUGUAGAUUUAGAAUAA
Messenger RNA from Vicia villosa (hairy vetch), 891 nucleotides. RefSeq lists its product as uncharacterized. Lineage: Eukaryota; Viridiplantae; Streptophyta; Magnoliopsida; Fabales; Fabaceae. The transcript is spliced from 3 exons. The record is from RefSeq and is a predicted model, not a curated record. Bases 76 to 891 code for a protein of 271 amino acids.